AGGAGAAUGAUGACGACAGAAGAUAAUGUUCCGGACGAGUAUGCAAGAGUUCGUGACGAUUACUGGCGUGUUGUGAGAGAAUCUGGAGGUUUUGAUCUCAAGAAUGUUUCAAUUCCAUCAUAUAUGUGUGGAACACCAAUUUGUGCGAUGAGGACUUUUGAAGGUCAUGAUGGUUGUUAUCCUUACCGUGAUUUGGUGAAGGGUUAUUGUAUAGUGAGACUACAACGUUAUAAUAUGAAGCAUGGGAUAAACUACAAGAUGUCUUCCCUAAUCAAAUUCAACAUGACGACGAACAGUGUGAGCUCGUACUACCUGACCUUGCUUGCACGCGAUCCAGAUGUUAGUCCAUCAGAUAAGACCUUUCAGGUUUGGAUUGAUGAAAAAUCUUUUGGGCGUUUAGAUUUUACUUGCUAAAUGUGAAGGUGACUCAGCCAAAGAGUCAUUCAUGCCACACUAUCAUGGUGAUCCAGAGGCCAGCGUUCCCUUCGUAGGUGAAUUGCCUCUCUGGCCAUCGGCUGCUGAUGUAAUGAUGAAAGCCAAUUUUACAUGGUAAGCUUACCUUUUGUUUUUCACAUUAUCAAUUAAGGAAGUAGUUAUAUAUUGUUGUUGAUUUUUGCAGGUGAAUCGAUCUGAGUGGAAAGCCACUGGCUGGAUUUUUAUGUAUUUGGUACUUGUAAUUUAUUCACAUGAUAAGUUUAUCGUAACGGUAAGGUUUUGCAUAUCAGGUAAUGAUAUUUCACGAGUGUCAUUGUUUGUUGUUCAUAAUAAUAACUAAUACCAAUAUUGUUGUUUGUUACUGCUCUAGAGGGACAAAGACUAUCAGUCCAAGUUAAAGAUUGUUAAUAUGGCCAUAGAAACUAGUGCUGAUGAUUCAGAGCCGUCGAAAGAGAGACUCAAGGGCAAAAGUGCACAUGUUUACAUAACCUUCAAGGGCUUAGAUGAGCCUCAAGCUCCGCGACAGAGUUCUGAAUUUGGUGAACAUGUUGAGCGGAGAGAUAUAGUUAGAAGAGUCAUCUUUGAGAGUACAUGAGAGAUGAGCCUCUUGGGUAAGCUUUGUGGUGGUAAAUUUACUGGAAAGCAGAGUUCUGUGACACACCAGAGUAGAGAAGAAGCCCAGAGUUCUAAAAAAGCCCGGACUCGCCGUCGUUCUUAGACUAUGGCAGGUGCAUUUAACAAUGUAGAUCAGAUUAUAACAAAUUGGGCUAUUUUAUGCGUCUGGUGGUUUGUGUUUUUUCCUUUCCCGUCAAACUGGCAAUAUCGAGUUUUCCCACCAACCUCAAAACCAUGUUGUAAUUUUGUAAUUUUGAUAAAUCUACAAGAGACAAAAUCUAAUACUUGUUUAGUUUGCAGAUUAUACUUCAUUUUAUCUAUCAGAUCAAUUGCUUACUAAAUAUAAACAAAACUCAUUUAUUUGGCAUGAAAAGGCUCACAUCAAACAUGGUAGCAUCCCAAACAACUUGUAAAUUAAUUGAACCAUUAGAAAAUGUCAAUUUUUUUGCUACAUGUUUCAGAUACGCUUCAUGUAGAUGAGUUGAUAAGUUGCAUGCACAUGAUGGUUCCAUUCUACAUGGUAAGGAAUCAAAUUGUAUUGGAUGUCAAAUUGUUUGUGAGCCAUUAAUCUUUUCUAACUUUGUUCUCUUAUGAACAAAGAGAUGUUCAAAGUAGCGUGGUUCUUGAUUCCGUGAACUGUCUUAUCUUGCUUCAUUUUGAUAAGGUAUUUUUUUCUUACUUUAUGUUAAAACUGUUACGUUUUGAGUAUCAAACAAUGUUCUUUAAUUAUCGUUUCUUUAGUUUGCAGAUUAGGUCAAAUUUUGGGCAAUCCAAAGAAUCAUUGGAAGAAUUUUCAGCCUAUUACACCUCUUUGUCUUACUCUUAAAGAAAAAAUAAAACCUUAUGAUGAGUCAUGGGGACAUAGAAUUAACAAUGUUUACUAUGAAUUUGAUUAUCUUUACCUAGUUAUCACUGAAGCUAAUGGUUUCCCAUAAAGAACAGUUCACAUUCUUCUAAAAGAAUAAAUAUUUGUUAUUUUACAUGUAUUCCAUACAAAUAUAAUAAACCUAAAGUAUCUUCUAACCUCUCUAAUUAAGUCACCAAUCCGACUUCUCAUAAGCCGGUUUAUGUGUAAUUUUAUUUGCUCUCUAGUAGACAAACGUUCAUUUCUAGCAUGCCGAUCCCUAGCAUACACCUAUUAAGAAAAUGUAUAUCUCCAUCAUGUUUUCUUUGUUACAAACAUGAUUAUAUGCCAAAAGAAAAAAACUCACAUUUGAAGGUAAUAAAACAUCAAGUUA
This is a messenger RNA of Brassica rapa (field mustard), 2288 nucleotides long. RefSeq names its product UPF0725 protein At1g23950. The record is from RefSeq and is a predicted model, not a curated record. Lineage: Eukaryota; Viridiplantae; Streptophyta; Magnoliopsida; Brassicales; Brassicaceae.